AAGCGCUAAUUGAACAUAUGUAUGCAUGUAUUUAUGUAUGUACAUAUAACAAAUAAACUGUAUCGAUUUGAGCUUUUCUCAACAAGUCAACGAUCCAAUUCGAACAGUUCAUUUCCAUUCGCGUUGUUUGUCACACGCUCCAUCGAUGCGCUAGCAAAUAUUACGGAAUAUCACGAUCGCCGGCUGGUCGGUCUGUCUAUGUGUUCUAAACGCUUCCUACAUAAAUAAAAAUAAAUUGAAAGUAAAGAAAUAAAUUGUAUAAAUUGAUCUACACAAACAUAUGUCAAUAGCAACGUAAUUAUCGUUCACUUAACGUCAUCAGCGUGCGUUCUUCUUCUUCUUCUGUUGACAUCGCUUGGCGGCGAGGUCAAGCGCUUAAUUUAAUUAAUACCUCUAAGCAAAGUGUUGUAGUGGAAACAAUUCUUAAAAAAAAAAAAAAAAAAAAGCGAGCUUCUCGUUUGUGCACUACCCGAAACAAAAAGCAGCAAAGCGACUAAAUCAGCGGGGGUUCGUCAGGUGGAUAUGCAUUAAGUGCUGUUGACAGUAGCAAUCAACCAAGAGCCAAUGGCAUAUCAACUGAAUUUACCGGCAACAUUACGACGCGGCUUCUUUGUUUCAGCGCUAGCGGCACUGCUGCUCGUCCUGCAGGCGACAGCCGUACAAAGCAUUGCAGCCGCCGACACUGCAAGCACCAAAACGCCCAAUGACUCGCCCGCGCUCAGUUUGACAAGCAAUACACCGCCGGAGCCGUCACCGCCACCGCGCACAUGCAACUCCAUUGAAGUGCGGUCGAGAAAGGAUUUUGCAUUGUUACAGAAUUGUACACGAGUGAUGGGCCACGUUACCUUGGCGCAAAUACAAUUGACGGCCGUGGAAGUAGUUAAGCGGCAAUUCGUCUCGAAGGUGGAGGAGAUUAGCGAUUAUUUGUUGGUACAUCGAGUGCAUGGCUUGGAAACCCUGCAGUAUAUAUUUCCAAAAUUGAUCGUUAUACGUGGCCGACACUUGCUCUUCGAUGAGUUUGCAUUGGUGGUGCAUGAAAAUCGUGAUUUAAGCAGUUUAGGCCUAGCAUCACUUAUGCGUAUACAAAAGGGUAAUAUACGCAUUGAGAACAAUCCAAAUCUAUGCUAUGUGGAUACGGUGAAUUGGGUGCAGUUAUUGGGCAAUAGUACACAGCAGCAUUUCUGGCAUAAGAAAAAUAAAUUUCAUAAUCAUUGUUCGCAUUGUCCACGCACUGCCAAUGAAAUCGCCCAGGAAGAAGACCUUUCGGAUAAGUUACGUAAGCAUUGCUGGAACUUCGAUCUGCCACAACUGGGCUUGCCCACUGAUGAUGACAAUUGUCGUAGGCUGUGUGGCGAUCGUAGUUGUGACAAGAAGGGUAACUGCUGUGAUCGGAAUUGUCUCAGCGACUGUGAUGGCAUGAAGUGCAGAUUGUGUGCAAAUUUGAAUUAUGAGAAACAAUGCGUAGACUCCUGCCCGUCCGAGUAUUAUGAGUAUCAGGAACGAGAUUGUAUAACCGCUUUGAAAUGUCGUAAACUGGGUUUAAUUCCGCACGCUGGCUCGUGUAUAGAGAAAUGCCCAAAAAAUUAUGUCAUCUCCUUUAUAAAAGACCAGAAGUCAUGUAAACAGUUAUGUAAUGGAAAAUAUAUUAUUAACACGGUAACGGAUAUUGAAAGUUUGAGAGGUUGUAGCAAAAUAGUUGGUUCACUCACUAUCGAAUUGACAGAUAUGAAAAUCAAAAUCAAUCACUUGGAUGCGGCAUUUUCUAAUGUUACCGAAAUCACGGGCUACCUGAAGGUGGUAAACUCGCCUCAAUUACUUUCAUUACACUUCCUACGCAAUCUAAUUACAAUACGAGGUGAAGAACUCAUUGAUGAUUUGUAUGCGCUCAUUGUGGUGGAUAACUUUCAUUUAUCGGAAAUUUGGGCGCCAAAUCAAAAUGUUGCCAUUUUGAAGGGCAGCAUUUAUUUUCAUCUUAAUCCUCGUUUGUGUCUCUACAAAAUACGUGAACUUCAAAAGUCGAUAAGAAGUGAAACUAAACCGAUUAAUACAGUGAAUGCGUCGCCACACUCGAAUGGCGAGCGGGUUGUUUGUAGCAGUGCCCCGAUCAAUCUAACGGUAACAGUAGAGGACUUCAAUUCAACCGCCGUACGCUUGAAAAUUGAUAUAUAUUUACUCUACAACAUACAAGUUAUACUUGGUUAUGUGUAUUACUACAAGGAGGCGCCAAUUCAAAAUGUUACCUACUACGAUGGACGGCACGGCUGUGGUCAUGAUUCUUGGCACAUGAAAGUGAAUCCCUCGAAAAACAUACGUUACAUCCUCACCAAUUUGAAACCGGCCACACAAUACGCUUACUUCGUGAAGACCCUGACCAUGACUAAUUAUCACAUGCAAAUGGACGGUUACUCACCCAUACAAUACUUCAGCACGUUGCCCAGCAAACCGGGUGCCGUGACAAAAAUCUAUUACUCGCCACUUAGUCUGAAUAAGAUUGUUUUGCAUUGGUGGCCGCCAAAGAGACGUAAUGGUGUUAUUGAUAGAUAUUUAAUUUAUCACGAAGAGACAGUUAUAGCGAAAAGUAAUAUUACGCUCGGCAAUCAUCCGGAAUUUCGUAGAUAUCCAACAACAUGCGAAUGCGAUGAAGUGCAACCCGAGGACAGUGGGCCGUUACCUGAUGAUGCAAAUUACUAUGAUAAGGGGAAAAUAGUUUACGAAGAAACUUUGCCAAAUUUACUUUUCGUUACGGGACGACGCAUUGCUAAUUCUAGAGUACGUCGUGAAAUUUCAGACACUCCCAAUACAUUAAAAUCCUUUUGGCGUGAUGUUAAAAGACGUGAAAUAUCAGAUGAAAAUGUUACCACCGAAAAAUCUACCCCAAAUGAUAAGAUUCUAUCUAAGGAAGAGCAAAUAAAGAAAGACGAUCAUGAUCUGCUAGAGGAAAGGAGAUCAGAUGAAAAUGUUACCACCGAAAAAUCUACCCCAAAUGAUAAGAUUCUAUCUAAAGAAGAGCAAAUGAAGAAAGACGAUCAUGAUCUCCAAGAGGAAAGGAAUCGCCAGGGAGAAGAAUUGUUCAACCGCUUUAUGAAGCAGCAAGAAGAGAAUGCGCGAAACACACAGGACACCGGAACUGAUGAUUUCCCAAUUAUUAAACAACGACCAAUAUGCCCGCUACCCGAUGCAUCAGUGCAAUAUCAAUUGCAAAAUAAUUGUCAAGUGCGGGAAAUGUAUAGGGGUAUCGUUGUGCCGGGCGACGUACACUCGUACGUUUUGGAAAAUCUGCAACCCGACAUAACCUAUCGCAUCACAAUACGUGCUUGUGUUGCUGAUUUAACAAAUAGUUGCGGCACUGAAACUGUCAUUUAUGCCGAAACCGUUUCCAAGAGUAUGCAGGCGUUUAUCGCGGGAUUGAAGGGUCCGGAUUAAGUGCAAAAAACAUGCAUGUUUAAGUGUAGUUUUCGAAAAAUGUUUUUUUUACCUUAAGCACAAUUAUUUUAGUUAUGUUUUUUUUAUAUAUUUUACUUAAUAAACCGUCAUUUUGAUUUCCAUUAAAACAUAAAAUAUUUUUGAUCUUCCUAAACUUUUUCUUACAUCGUGGCGACUUUGAUGUGUAUUAGUAUAUACAUAUGUACAAAUAUUCACACGGCGUCCGCAGUAGUCACGUGAGUAGCGUUCUCAAUUCCCCGCAAGCUUAUAUGCAAAUAUUGAAGAGUUUUUAGUACAACUUUUUUAAAAUUUACAUAAAAAAUUUCCGAUUAACAGAUAUCAUUUCUACUUCCGUUAGCAU
Messenger RNA from Ceratitis capitata (Mediterranean fruit fly), 3784 nucleotides. It is a transcript of the gene Sdr, whose product is annotated as insulin receptor. The coding region runs from base 565 to 3423 and encodes 952 amino acids. The record is from RefSeq and is a predicted model, not a curated record. The transcript has 10 exons. Gene Ontology annotation, cellular component: plasma membrane; cell wall. Lineage: Eukaryota; Metazoa; Arthropoda; Insecta; Diptera; Tephritidae. Gene Ontology annotation, molecular function: protein binding.